Molecule: messenger RNA, 2541 nt
Organism: Rhopalosiphum maidis (corn leaf aphid)
Lineage: Eukaryota; Metazoa; Arthropoda; Insecta; Hemiptera; Aphididae
Product: venom serine carboxypeptidase-like
Exons: 2
Coding region: 714-2153 (479 amino acids)
Biological process (GO): proteolysis
Molecular function (GO): serine-type carboxypeptidase activity
Source: RefSeq, a predicted model, not a curated record
CGCAGAAGCCGGCGUCGGACGUUGCUAUAGCGUCCCACUUGUAUGAUUCAAUAAUCAAUAGUAACAAUUCGUUUCACCGCCGCUUAUACGCAUGUGUCUAUCACUGAUCGCUGUGCUAUAUUGUAACAUCCGGUAAAACAUUUCACUCAUUCCGUCUUUUUAAAUCUAACAACGGCGUAUUGCGUGUUUUUAUUUGAAACGUGUAACUUAAAAUGCACGGUAUUAAACAUUAAUUAAUAAUUAAUUUGAUAAAAAAUUCGUGCCGACCGCCGUUACUUAUCCGUCCAACAAUACACGUUACGUCAACGAACAAUCGCAAAUAUUUUAAAAUUUCCGUUAUCCCACCACACGGGUGAAAAUAACGUUUACACGGCUACACGCGAUGAAUAGUGCGCAGGAGCUUUUAUAUACAGAAAAAAUCAUUAUUUUUCCAUAUAACGCCGUGGCCGAUGCUCGUAGGUAGGUCGUAAUACUUGACGAACCCAUCGUUGCCGUUCAAUUGGUACAUACGUAAUAUAUACGUACAAUGUUCAUAUAUACACAUACACACAUACUCGACAUGGCCCUUAUUGUACUGCAAUAAUAACAAAUUAUAUCGCGAACGACGACCGUUGCGUUCGGCGGUCAUUCUCACGCGGGUCCGCAUCGCAUACGGUUACCACAAUUUUUAUACCGGGCCUACCGCGGCCCAAUCAGCAGUGGCCAUCGUCGUCAUGCCACGCGAAUGCCGGCACCGGCGGUGGUCCACCGUCCCGGUGGUCGGCGUUAGCGUGGUCACAUUGCUCGCGGCCCUCUUGUUGUUUGCCACCGUCUGCAAAUACUGUUUGUGGCCGAGAUUCGACGAAAAGGCCCUUUUCCUGUCGCCCAUGAUACGCGACGGCCGGGUCGCCGAAGCGCGGGCCGCGUGCAAAGUGCGCCUGGACGACAGCACGGCCGCGGCGGACAGUUGCGCCGGUUACCUGACCGUGGACGAGGCGCACGAUUCCAACUUGUUCUUUUGGUUCUUCCCGGCGGCGAGCGGCGAGCCGGACGCGCCCAUCGUGCUGUGGCUGCAGGGCGGACCGGGCGCCAGCAGCCUGUACUCGGUGUUCAACGAGCACGGCCCAUUUACGGUAAACGAGGCCGGCGACCUGCUGCCGCACCGGCACACGUGGACGGCCACGCACUCGAUGCUGUACGUGGACAACCCGGUGGGCGCGGGGUACAGCUUCACCGGCGACGAAGCGGGUUACACCACCAACCAGACGGCCGUCGCCAAGAACCUGUACGCCGCGCUGGUGCAGUUCUUCGAGCUGUACCCCGAGUACCGGGACAACGAUUUCUACGCGACCGGCGAGUCGUACGCGGGCAAGUACGUGCCGGCCGUGUCGUACGCCAUCCACCAGAACAAUGCCGGGGCCCGGGUCAAGAUAAACCUCAAGGGACUAGCCAUCGGCAACGGACUUAUCGAUCCCGUCAACCAGAUGGUACACGCCGAUUUCUUGUACGAGCGAGGACUCAUCGACAAUACGAACAGACAGAUAAUGGAAAAAAUGGAUGACGAGGCCCGAGAGUUGAUCGCCGCGGGAAACUACAGCGGCGCGUACGAUGCGAUGUCCACGCCACUGUCGAUGUACACCAAGUUGACCGGCCUGCAAUACAUCUACAACGUGAUGUGGGAAUACGACCCGAUACCGUACAGAGGCGGUCACUGGUAUGAGUAUGUGCAACGCACGUCGGUUCGGGCCGCACUGCACGUGGGCCUGCGCCAGUGGUCGGGUAUGGACGUGGUUUUCGGGCGGAUGAAGUACGACGUACCGCUGUCCGUGGCCCCGCGGCUGUCCGCGCUCCUGGAAACCGGCCAGUACCGCGUGCUCCUCUACUCCGGGCAGCUUGAUGCGAUCGUGCCGUAUCAAGGCUCGGUGAACGUGGCCAAAGCGCUCCGGUGGAGCGGCGCUGAACGGUUCAGGAACGCGAAUAGUACGGCCUGGAUGGUGCCCGAGCGCAACUGUCGGAAGCGAUGCAAUACCACCGAGUCGGCCGGUUAUGCGACCACGUACGGUCCACUCACCUUGCUGCUGAUCAAGAAUGCCGGCCACAUGGUACCGCACGACCAACCGAUGUGGGCCCACGACAUGAUCGAUCGGUUCACGUCCGGCAAACCGUUUGACUGAAAAUCCACUACAACACACCACAUCUGUAAUAUAAUAGUGUACAAAUAAUAAUUUAUAUUGUAAUGACGUCCAUAUAAUUGUAUGUAGGUCCCCAUAUAUAUAUAUAUAUUAUUUGGUUGGGUGGUCAUGUCGCUCACCCCACUUUAUCGCGAAAAUGUGAGGCGACAACACAAUAACAAUAUAACGUUAAAGUAUCGUUGUAUAUACUAUUUAAAUUAAGAUUAACGUUUACACUGAAUGUUAUAUUGUUUGUCCAUUUCACGAAACGAAUUAACUGUAUGUGGAAUUAUAAACGCUUUCGUUGUAUUGAAAGAUAUCUCUACUUUUUUAUAUUAAUAAAUAUAUAAUCUUGUACUGUUUAAACAUUAAUUAAUAUUAACGUAACAAA